Molecule: messenger RNA, 852 nt
Organism: Triticum turgidum subsp. durum (durum wheat)
Lineage: Eukaryota; Viridiplantae; Streptophyta; Magnoliopsida; Poales; Poaceae
Source: the annotation of a GenBank genome assembly
AUGGAUGCCUGCGCUCUGAACUCGAUGGAGGUGAAGGCCAAGCCGGCGAGGGGAGGGAAGAGCGGCAGGGGGAGCGGCGGCAUGGCCGGGGUACUGCUGGAGAAGAAGGAGUCGGAGAAGGAGAGGAGGAAGCGCAUGAAGGCGCUGUGCGAGAAACUCGCAUCCCUUAUCCCAAGAGAACACUGUUGCUGCAACGCUGAUACAAUGACCCAGCUAGGCAGCCUGGAUGCGGGAGCGUCAUACAUUAAGAAGUUGAAGGAGAGGAUCGAUGAACUACAACAUAGGAGGAGCUCUAUACAAGCCUUGGAUACCAUAAGAGGAGAUACUAGCAUUCCAACGCCCACCACCAUCACUAUCAUGAGCAGCGGUGCAGGGUCACCAGAAGAAGGGAAAGCUUGGGAGGAAUUAGCACCGGUAUUGCAGGUGCGAGAACACAACGGUUCAACGAUGGAGGUGAGGUUGAUAUGCUGCAUGGAGAGGCCGAUCAAGCUCCACGAGGUGAUCACCAUCCAUGAGGAAGAAGGUGCAACGAUUGUCAAUGCCAAUCACUCUAUUGCUGGCCACAAAAUGGUCUAUACUAUACAUUCUCAGGCCUUCAGCUCUAGAAUUGGCAUAGACGUUUCAAGGGUUUCUGAGCGAUUGGGAGCCUUGGCACUACCAUGCAUGCACGGCAAUCAGGUCCUCAGGUACACCGACCAGUCCAAUGUGUCUCCUCCCAAGGAGCUUGUCAGCAACAAUGAUAUAGGUGGAACCGAGAAGGUGUCACACCCCGAGUGUGAAACAUUGGUUGGGCAAGACCAAGCGAUGUGGAGUUCCAUGCUUGCGUCAAUAUCACCUGAAAUAUUCAAGUAG